Molecule: messenger RNA, 1919 nt
Organism: Thermothielavioides terrestris NRRL 8126
Lineage: Eukaryota; Fungi; Ascomycota; Sordariomycetes; Sordariales; Chaetomiaceae
Exons: 3
Coding region: 263-1729 (488 amino acids)
Biological process (GO): L-homoserine metabolic process
Molecular function (GO): homoserine O-acetyltransferase activity
Source: RefSeq, a predicted model, not a curated record
CACACCUCGGGUCCCUGUCCAACAUGGAUGGAUGCCAGUCAUACGGAAUUGCGCAAUCAGCGCUUGCGGCUCCCGAAGCCCCAUCUCGUCCCGCCCGCCGUGACUGAAACUUUCCCGCCGUAUUGAUGUGGCCCUUGACUCAUCCAAGCGUUUACAAUUUUCCCCUUUAUAAAGGAUAACGUUGGUGAGCGUCAAGGCUGGGAGCGGAUUGUCCAUUGCUCUUUAUAAAAACAAACGAAAAAAACAGCAAUUAUUGUUCGCCAUGACUCCAAACGAUGUGGGCGAUGAUGGCCAGAGGCCAAGAUAUGAAAGAAUCCACUCGCAGCCCGAGAAUCCGUUCGCGGCGCUCAUCCCGCACCAGCAGAUAGCCGUCAUCCCGUCCUUCACGCUUGAGUCGGGCGUGACUCUCCGCAAUGUCCCCGUGGCAUACACCACCCGCGGCACGCUGGCACCGGAUGGCAGCAACGUGAUGGUCAUCUGCCACGCCCUCACCGGCAGCGCCGAUGUGGGCGACUGGUGGGGGCCGCUCCUGGGCGGGCCUGGCCGGGCAUUCGACACGUCUCGCUUCUUCGUCGUGUGCAUGAACAGCCUGGGGAGCCCGUACGGCACCGCCAGCCCCGUGACCGCCAAGGACGGAGAUCCGUCCAAGGGCCGGUACGGGCCCGAGUUCCCGCUGACCACCAUUCGCGAUGAUGUUCGGCUGCACAAAUUGCUGCUUGACGAUCUAGGCGUGAAGCAGGUUGCCGCCGUGAUCGGCGGGUCGCUCGGCGGUAUGGUUGUGCUGGAGUGGGCCUAUUUCGGCAAGGACUAUGUGCGGUGCAUCGUGCCCAUCGCCACCUCGAGCAGGCAUAGCGCCUGGGGUAUCAGCUGGGGCGAGGCCCAGCGCCAGUCCAUCUACGCCGAUCCCAAGUACGAGGACGGCUACUACUCGUUUUCCGACCCCCCCUCGACGGGUCUCGGCGCCGCACGCAUGGCCGCGCUCCUGACCUACCGGAGCCGCAACUCGUUUGAAGCGCGCUUUGGCCGGAACAUUCCGGAUCCUUCGCGCCGGCAGACGAUCCGUGAGCGGCCGACGCCCGUUACUCCUUCGGAAGCGCAUUUCCAUAUUCACAACGACGGGCACAAGUGGAAGCGCAAUCCGUCUCGACAAAGCAGCGAGGGAGGCACACCUUCCACGCACGAGCAGCCCGGGGGUUCGUCCGUUGACCCGCAGUUCCACGGGCCCAAGAACGGGAGCCUGACAGGAGGCGAGGUUAUGCCGACGGGUUCCACCUACUUCUCGGCGCAGUCGUAUCUGCGGUACCAGGGCGAGAAGUUCGUGAAGCGGUUCGACAGCAAUUGCUACAUUGCCAUGACGCGCAAGCUGGACACGCACGACGUGAGCCGAGGCCGCGCGGGGACGGUGGCCGAGGCGCUGGCCAUGAUCGAGCAACCUACGCUAGUCCUCGGUAUCGAGAGCGACGGGCUGUUCACCUUUGCCGAGCAGGAGGAGCUGGCGGCGCACAUCAGGAACGCCCGGCUCGAGCGGAUCGACAGUCCGGAGGGCCACGACGCGUUCCUCCUGCAGUUCGAGCAGGUCAACCACUACAUUCUCGACUUCUUGAGGGAGGUACUCCCGGACAUCAUGGAUAAGGACAGCAAUGGCGAGGUUGUGGAGAGCUCGGUCGGUCAGCUGACCAAGAGCAGCACGUUUGGGGAGGCUGAGGUGGAGGAUAUUACGGCGUGGUAAGGACGGCUGGCCCGGGUGCAUCAAGCUCAGUCAAGCUGCGAAUCUUCCCCGGUCGGAGGCGUGUCCAGUCUUGGUGCCAGGAGAAUUCCUGGGUUGCAGACGCUCCUCGUUCUGCCGCGUCGCACGAACAUUGGAGGGCACAUGGUGCCUCCUUGUCGCCGGAGAAUCAUGUGGCCGCGGUCUAUCGCUA